Messenger RNA from Camellia sinensis, 1877 nucleotides. It is a transcript of the gene GTF2H2, whose product is annotated as general transcription factor II H2. The record is from RefSeq and is a predicted model, not a curated record. Lineage: Eukaryota; Viridiplantae; Streptophyta; Magnoliopsida; Ericales; Theaceae. Gene Ontology annotation, cellular component: transcription factor TFIIH core complex; transcription factor TFIIH holo complex. Gene Ontology annotation, biological process: DNA-templated transcription; regulation of transcription by RNA polymerase II; nucleotide-excision repair. Gene Ontology annotation, molecular function: zinc ion binding.
AAGUUAGUGACCUAAUUGAUGUCCGGUCAGACUAUUGAACCAAGCAAACCAGAGCCGCCACUCUACUAUACCAGUAAACACAGCUCUACAAGGAGUAACUGUCUCAGAUUCUCUUUCUCUGUCUCUCUCUCUCUGUCUCUCUCUAGAAUUUCUCGGGGUUUCCAUUCGCUGAAGAAAAACAGGAAGAAUGAACAAUUUUGAAUACAGAGAAAUCAACAAUGGUGAUGGAAGACGAUUUAACAGAGAAGCGGAAGAAGAAGAAGAUGAUGAAGAGGACGAUGAGGGAAAUGGAAGAGGCCUUGAUGCUUGGGAGAGAGCUUACGCAGAUGACAGAUCCUGGGAGGCUCUGCAAGAGGAUGAAUCUGGACUUCUUCGCCCAAUUGACAACAAAACUCUCUACCAUGCUCAGUAUCGUCGGCGGCUGCGCUCUCUCUCCUCCUCCUCAACCGGCUCUCGUAUUCAGAAGGGCCUCAUUCGCUACCUUUACAUUGUUGUUGACCUCUCCAGGGCGGCUGCAGAGAUGGAUUUCAAACCAAGCCGAAUGGUUGUAGUUGCCAAACAAAUUGAGGCUUUCAUUAGGGAGUUCUUUGACCAAAAUCCACUGAGUCAAAUUGGCCUGGUAACUAUAAAAGAUGGGGUUGCUCAGUGUCUAACAGAUCUUGGUGGAAGUCCUGAGUCCCAUGUUAAAGCUCUGAUGGGUAAGUUGGAGUGUUCUGGUGAUUCCUCUCUUCAGAAUGCCCUGGAUCUUGUUCAUGACUAUUUAUGUCAAAUCCCAUCAUAUGGUCACCGUGAAGUUCUUUUUUUGUAUUCGGCCCUUAGUACUUGUGAUCCUGGGGAUAUAAUGGAGACCAUCCAGAAAUGCAAGAAAUCUAAAAUAAGGUGUUCAGUGAUCGGUCUAUCAGCAGAAAUCUUUAUAUGCAAAUAUCUCUGCCAAGAAACUGGUGGAUCAUACUCUAUCGCGUUGGAUGAGUCUCACCUAAAAGAUUUGGUGCUAGAGCAUGCACCGCCACCCCCAGCAAUAGCAGAAUUUGCAAUUGCAAAUUUGAUCAAGAUGGGAUUUCCACAGAGGGCAGCAGAGGGCGUCAUCUCAAUUUGUUCAUGUCAUAAAGAGGCUAAGGUUGGUGGGGGCUACACUUGUCCAAGAUGCAAAGCACGCGUUUGUGAAUUGCCUACUGAAUGUAGAAUUUGUGGCCUGACCCUUGUUUCUUCUCCCCAUUUGGCGAGGUCAUUUCACCAUCUCUUCCCAAUAACACCAUUUGAUGAUGUGUCUCCUUCCACCCUUUCAAAGAAUCCACAUCACAAGCUACCAAAAAAUUGUUUUGGAUGCCAGCAAAGUCUUUGUGAUCCUGGAAACAAACCCUGCCCUUGUGUUGUCUGUCCAAAAUGCAAACAACACUUUUGCCUUGAUUGUGAUAUUUACAUUCACGAGAGCUUGCACAACUGCCCAGGUUGCGAGAGCUUCAGUCAAUCACAGUCAGUUGGUGGUUCCAUGGAAGAAUGACAUCUUCAAGAUUUUAAUUUUUUUGUCGCUCAAAGAUAUGGUGUCCAUAAGUUCCAAGCUCGUCAGCGCAACUAAAAGUGACAUAUUUCUGUAUGAGAUUACCAGAAUUUUCUCACCACCCUGAAAGGCGUUCCUGCUACACGAUUGUUGAUCCUCUGAGUGGACAUCAUGAUCAUUGAUUCUCACAAAUCCAUUGCGGCUACCAGCCUUUGCUGACCUUGAGUCUAUUGGAGCUUACUGCAAACCCUAUGUAAGAUAAGAAAUUAGUGCAAAAAUUUUGUUACAUGUUACAUUUCCAAUUUUGGAUUGCAAUAAACCUUUGAGACAUUUUUUUUAUUUUUUAUUUAUAUUUAUUUAUUUUCUGAUGAAAGUGAGU